AUGUGGAUGGAGGAGCACAACCUCACCGCGGUGACCGAGUUCAUUCUGCUGGGCAUCACAGACCGGCCCGAGCUGCAGGCUCCACUGUUCGUGCUGUUCCUUGUCGUCUACCUGACCUCGCUGGUGGGCAACGUGGGCAUGAUCGUGCUCACCCAGGUGGACUCCGGGCUGCAAACACCCAUGUACUUUUUCCUCAGACACUUGGCCAUUACUGAUCUUGGUUACUCUACAGCCGUGGGACCCAAAAUGUUGGCAAAUUUUGUUGAAGAUGAAAAUACAAUCUCUUAUUAUGUUUGUGCAACACAGCUGGUUUUCUUUGUUGUGUUCAUUGUUAGUGAGCUUUUUAUUCUGUCUGCCAUGUCCUAUGACCGCUAUGUGGCCAUCUGUAACCCUCUACUCUACACUGUCAUCAUGUCCCCAAGACUAUGUUGGGUUCUUGUGGUGAUUCCCUAUCUCUACAGCACAUUUGUGGCUCUCCUAAUUACCAUAAGGAUUUUCACUUUAUCCUUCUGUGGACACAAUGUCAUCAGUCAUUUCUAUUGUGACAGUCAACCCUUAUUAGCGUUGCUCUGCUCAGAUACUCACGAAAUUGGACUGAUAAUUCUGAUCUUAGCCAUUUUUAAUUUGAUUUCCUCCCUUCUGGUUAUCCUCGUGUCCUACCUGCUCAUCUUUGUGGCCAUUCUCAGGAUGAACUCCACAGAGGGCAGGCGCAAGGCCUUCUCCACCUGUGGGUCCCACCUGACCGUGAUCUCAGUUUUCUAUGGGACUUUGACAUUUAUGUACGUGCAGCCCAGGGCCAGUCACUCCAGUGACACUGACAAAGUGGCUUCCAUAUUUUAUACGUUGGUCAUCCCCAUGUUGAAUCCAUUGAUCUACAGCUUGAGGAAUAAAGAUGUAAAAUGUGCUCUUCAUAGGACUUGGAAAAAGAUAUGCAAAUUUUUCCUUUAA
Chinchilla lanigera (long-tailed chinchilla) is the source of this 948-nucleotide messenger RNA. Its product is annotated as olfactory receptor 8K3-like. The transcript has a single exon. The record is from RefSeq and is a predicted model, not a curated record. Gene Ontology annotation, cellular component: membrane. The coding region runs from base 1 to 948 and encodes 315 amino acids. Gene Ontology annotation, molecular function: odorant binding; G protein-coupled receptor activity; olfactory receptor activity. NCBI's taxonomy places the organism in Eukaryota, Metazoa, Chordata, Mammalia, Rodentia, Chinchillidae. Gene Ontology annotation, biological process: G protein-coupled receptor signaling pathway; sensory perception of smell.